Molecule: messenger RNA, 2579 nt
Organism: Guyanagaster necrorhizus
Lineage: Eukaryota; Fungi; Basidiomycota; Agaricomycetes; Agaricales; Physalacriaceae
Product: alpha/beta-hydrolase
Exons: 18
Coding region: 1-2286 (761 amino acids)
Biological process (GO): proteolysis
Molecular function (GO): serine-type endopeptidase activity
Source: RefSeq, a predicted model, not a curated record
AUGAGGUUGCCUUACUAUUUUAUCUUUCUUCCCAUCGUGCUGGCAGUACAGGUCCCAUUCAAGGCUCCAUUAUCUUCCCCAGUUACCACGAUGAACGCGCCAUCAACAUUCGCAUUCAAGGAAGGCCCUGACGUGUUUUCUCCCAAGGACUUGGUAGAACUCGGUCGCCCAGGCACUGGUGUAGCCAAUCCAGCAGGGGAUCUCGUUCUGGUUCCUUACAAUAAAUACUCUUCAAAGGACAAGAAAGUCAACCGGUCUAUCUUCGUCGCACCACUGGCGGGCUCUGGGAGGCCUUUCGAGAUUCCUGUAAGCCUUCUGUUCAAAGGUGGUGAAGCAUUCUGGCUCGAUGGUCGCACAGUCGCCCAUGUCGUCGAGGGCGACAAGAAACUCGAUAUCUACGCGCUGGACAUUGAUUAUAAGAAGCAGGACAGUGAUGAAGUCGGCACUGUGAGUGCACCUAAUCUCCCAACCCUGCUUGGUUCGUUCCCCACGACAACUGCCACCAACUUCCGGUACUCUUUACUCUCUGGGCAACUGGUGUUCUCGGACAACGUCUAUCCUGACGGUAACCUAUCUGCUGUCAAAGAGCAGGAUGAGGCUUGGGAGAACCGCGGAACCACUGCUUUAGUGUAUGACACAACCUACGAGAGACAUUGGGACACUUGGACUGGACCCAAAACAACAUCCCUGUUCAGCGUUCGCCUCGUUCAGGACCCAGAUCACAAAUGGCAUUUCGGAUCUCAGUUCACAAACAUCCUCAAGGGAACAGGACACAGCUGUCCCGUUGAACCAUUUGGAGGCACUGAUGAUUUCGACAUUUCCACGAGUCAAGUUGUAUACACCGCUAAGGACCCAGACCUGCCUCCAGCGUGGCACACCAAGCAGAAUGUAUACAUCAUUGACAUUCUCGGUGGCAAGCCCAGGGAGCUUACAUCAGGGAAACAAGGCGCGACACAUAAUCCGGUCUUCAACAAAGACGGUUCAAAGGUGGCUUGGCUGGAGCUUGAUUUAGAUGGCUAUGAAUCCGACAGAGCAAAGAUUGUCAUCUACGAUCUCAAGAAAGAUGUCAGGUACACACUUACCCAGCAAUGGGACCGCUCACCGGAUUCUUUGGCGUUCUCUAAAACGGGCGAGUUCAUCUACUUCACUGCCGGCGACAACGCACGGGUCAAGGUCUUCGUUUUGCCGCUGCCUCCGACGCCGUCGAAGUCUACAACCGAUCCUGACCUCGAUACCAAGUACGUUAGUCCUGUCGCGAUAACUGAUGGACCUGCAGCAGGGGGCCUACAGUCGCUUUAUUACGGCCGACUUCUUAUCACGCAGUCUUCGUACACUUCGCCCAACGAUGUCUUCCUUGUCAGUGGUUUGAAAGACCUAGAAUCGGAAAUCGGCAGGAGUGAUACGCUCAUCACAUUCAGUGGAGAAAUUAAGCAAAUCACUCGUUUCACCGAAAAUGACCUGAAGGGGAAGAACCUCAGCAAAGGAGAAAGCAUCUGGUUCAAAGGCGCAGAAGAUAAGAACAUACAAGGCUGGAUUCUGAAACCGAAGGGCUGGAAAGAAGGGGAAACGAAGAAAUGGCCCGUUGUUCUUCUCAUCCAUGGAGGUCCUCAAAGCGCCUGGGAGGAUCAAUGGUCUACGCGAUGGAAUCCAAAUAUUUUUGCGCAGCAGGGGUACUUCUCUGUGCUGAUCAAUCCUACUGGAAGUACAACCUUUGGACAAGAAUUCACGGAUGGCAUCACGGAGGACUGGGGAGGUAAGCCUUUCGUUGACCUGCAAAAGGGAUGGAAAUACGUGUUGAAUACGUAUCCCGAGAUCGAUCCGGACCGUGCGGUUGCAGCUGGUGCAAGCUGGGGAGGGUAUGCUGUAAACUGGAUACAAGGUCACCCCGAGUAUGAAUUCAACUUCAAGGCCCUCGUGUGCCAUGAUGGGGUCUUUGAUUCGAACUACAAUGGAUUCUCGACUGAUGAGUUGUUCUUCUUCAAUCAUGACUGGGCAGGGCGGCCGUGGGAGAAGAAGAGUAAAGAGAUAAUUGACAAGUACAACCCUUCCAACUUUGUGCACAAAUGGGGUACGCCACAGCUUCUCAUCCAUGGGAGCAAAGAUUACAGGUUGGCCGAGACCGAAAGUAUUGGGGCUUUCCAUGCUUUGCAGCAACGUGGUGUUCCAAGUAGACUCGUUAUCUUCCCUGAUGAGAACCAUUGGGUUCUGAAUCACGGUAACAGCCUCAAAUGGCAUUACGAAGUUUUCCGCUGGUUUGACCAGUUCGUGGGCGAGAAAAGCACAUGACAUAAGUAUGACUUUGUUAGCUCAGUUAUACAGUAUCUUUCUAUAUACACCGAAAUGCAUGACGUUUUUGAGUCCAUUUUGACCUUCCGAUCGUCCUUUUCUACUAGUAACUGGCUAUAAAUUGUCCGGUAGUGCCCUACGAGUGUUCGUUGUUCGUGAUUCAUGUCCAUGUUCUAUGUACGUCUAAAGAAUCAAUGAUGCUGCGUGCCGUUGUACAUGAGCUGCGUCGUAGCCAGGUUCAUUUGCAAGCCAAACGUCUGUGGACGCAUAGCAUCAUCAUCAGGUGUAUCAGA